CUGAGGAAAAAAAACCCCUGGGGGGAUCAGCUGAACUCGACUUGUUCUCCUCAAAACUGGCCCCCAUUCCCCGUUUCAUCUGGCUGAAUCUUUUGACUUUCGAGUCUUUUUAUUCCGGUCGCUCGCUCUCUCACUGUGUUUGCGAGUGUGGCUGCAGUCAAGAUGAAAUCUACGGCUUUUUUCAGCUCAAUUGCCCUGGCGGGUCUUCUCUCUGGUGCGUCAGCUGCACCAGGCUCUGCCAGUGAGAAUGUGAGGCUGGACAGAGUGUCGCGCGCUCUGCCAAACGCCCCUGAUGGCUACACCCCCUCCAAGGUCGACUGCCCGGCCUCUCGUCCAACGGUCCGCAGCGCCGCAAAGCUCUCGUCAAACGAAACCUCGUGGCUGAAUACUCGUCGGGACAAAACCACCUCCGCGUUGAAGGAUUUCUUCGGCCAUGUGACGAUCAAAGACUUUGAUGCCGCGGGGUACGUCGACAAGUUCUCCAGCAACAGCUCCAACCUGCCUACUAUCGGUAUCGCGGUGUCGGGAGGUGGUUACCGGGCCAUGUUGAACGGUGCUGGUGCCAUCAAGGCUUUUGAUAGUCGUACGGACAACUCGACCAACACCGACCAGCUGGGUGGAUUGCUUCAGUCUGCGACUUACUUGUCUGGUCUUAGUGGUGGUAGUUGGUUGGUGGGUUCGAUCUAUGUCAACAACUUCACCUCUAUCUCCGAUCUGCAGACCUACGAGGAUGGAGAGGUUUGGCAGUUUGAAAAUUCGAUUUUCGAGGGCCCUGACAGCGGUUCGAUCCAGAUUUUGGAUUCGGCAUCUUACUAUAAGGAUAUUGAACAGGAUGUGUCCGGCAAGUCCAAGGCCGGUUUCUCGACUUCCAUUACUGAUUACUGGGGCCGUGCGCUGUCUUACCAGCUCAUCAAUGCCACCAACGGUGGCCCCAGUUACACCUGGUCAUCAAUUGCUUUGACCGAGUCGUUCCAGCAGGCUGACAUGCCCUUGCCGCUGGUCGUUGCAGACGGCCGAUACCCCGAUCAGCUUGCGAUUAGCAGCAACAAUUCUACCGUUUUCGAGUUUAACCCCUGGGAGUUUGGCACCUUUGACCCUACCAUUUAUGGUUUUGCUCCCCUUGAGUACUUGGGCUCGCGGUUCAUCGCGGGUACUCUGCCUUCGAAUGAGACCUGCGUGCGUGGGUUUGACAAUGCUGGUUUCGUCAUGGGUACUUCGUCCACUCUGUUCAACCAGUUCCUUCUUUCUGUCAACUCUACUGGACUGCCUAGCUUCCUCAAGAAUAUCUUUACCGAUAUCCUGGGCAAGAUUGGUAGCGACAAUGAUGACAUUGCCAUGUACACUGCCAAUCCGUUCUAUGGCUGGUCCAACUCGACCUCUCCCUUUGCCGACCAGACAGAAAUCAAUGUCGUUGAUGGUGGCGAAGAUUUGCAGAACAUCCCUCUGCACCCUCUGAUCCAGCCCGAGCGCAACGUGGAUGUCAUCUUUGCCAUCGACUCUUCCGCCGAUACCACCUACAACUGGCCCAAUGGUACUGCGAUGGUUGCAACUUACGAGCGUAGCCUGAAUGGCACUGGCAUUGCCAACGGCACGGCUUUCCCUGCCAUCCCCGACCAGAACACCUUUGUCAAUGAAGGCUUGAACAAGCGCCCUACAUUCUUUGGAUGCAACAGCACAAACAUCACCGGAACUGCCCCGUUGAUUGUGUACCUCCCCAACUCGCCCUACACGUAUCUCUCGAACGUUACCACCUUCGACCCCUCCUAUGAAGACAGCGAGAGAGACGACCUCAUCACCAACGGAUACAACAUGGCCACCAUGGGCAACGGCACCGUCGACGGCAACUGGUCCACCUGCGUUGCCUGUGCCAUCCUGAGCCGCUCCUUCGAGCGCACCAACACCAACGUCCCAGAGGCCUGUACCCAGUGCUUCAACAAGUACUGCUGGAACGGCAACACCAACUCCACCACCCCUGCGGAUUACGAGCCUGCUACUACCCUCGAUAGCUCAGGUAUCUCUCUUGUGCCCUCUGCUAUCUCGACUAUGGUUGUAGUGAGUGCUACACUCUUUAGUAUGAUUUAACCGAUCUAGUACAAUUUUGCAUAUACCUUGAUAUUUGCGUUUAUAUUUUCGACAUACCUAUGUGAUUUGAAAAAUUACUUCUUUUGGACAUUUUUAUCGAUAGCAAAAGCUGUAGUACGGUCUUAUGGCUUUUUGGAUAGUUUCUACAAUAUAUGAUAUCUUCAAUUCUGUAAUCGAGAAUGUCCUUUUAACCUUCU
Messenger RNA from Aspergillus wentii DTO 134E9, 2279 nucleotides. Its product is annotated as lysophospholipase family protein. NCBI's taxonomy places the organism in Eukaryota, Fungi, Ascomycota, Eurotiomycetes, Eurotiales, Aspergillaceae. Gene Ontology annotation, molecular function: A2-type glycerophospholipase activity. The transcript is spliced from 3 exons. Bases 163 to 2082 code for a protein of 639 amino acids. Gene Ontology annotation, cellular component: cytosol; intracellular membrane-bounded organelle. The record is from RefSeq and is a predicted model, not a curated record. Gene Ontology annotation, biological process: glycerophospholipid catabolic process.